Molecule: messenger RNA, 951 nt
Organism: Fusarium tjaetaba
Lineage: Eukaryota; Fungi; Ascomycota; Sordariomycetes; Hypocreales; Nectriaceae
Exons: 1
Coding region: 1-951 (316 amino acids)
Biological process (GO): positive regulation of transcription by RNA polymerase II
Cellular component (GO): nucleus
Molecular function (GO): transcription cis-regulatory region binding; DNA-binding transcription factor activity
Source: RefSeq, a predicted model, not a curated record
AUGAGCGCAGCAGAAUGGGCGCAAAACAUUGUCCCAGACGGAAGAGACUACCGCGCUUUAUCAAUGCAGUACAAAGUCCGAGCUCUCCAUGAACUACAACACGCUCUUCCAGAUUCUCAAGGAAGUGAGGGUAAUCUUUUAACCUGCGUUCUGUUGGCAUCUCUCGAAAUCGCACAUGGAUCGUGUCCGACAUGGCUGCGUCAUCUUCAAGGCGCACUCGCUCUACUUGAGAGUUUCGGAAACAACAUCGACCCCAAUGUAGCCGAAUUUGUACUCCAGUAUUUCCGGUUUCGAUAUAUUCUUAUGGAGACUACGCAACCUACCCACCAGGACUCGUUACACCAAGCAAUGGCUGGUUUGGCCAAAGCCGAGGCUACACUCCCGCAUUCUCGGAAUUUGGUUGAUGAACAGAUUGGUUGCUCAAUGGAUCUCGUCGACAUUAUUAACGAAAUAUCGUCACUGUCUACCCACGGCAUUUCCAAGGAUCAACUAUAUACAACAGGCCAAGAAAUUGAACAACGACUCGAAGACCUUUGUUUUCAGGGCACUGACGACUACCUCUUGCGAAGCGCCGAGUCUUUUAGAAUUGCAGCGCAAAUCUACCUCCGCCUCGUGUGCUACAACACAGCCAUCACCCACCCAUCCAUCCUAGCCCUCCACGAAUCUCUUCUUUCAUGUCUUUCCGAUAUCAUCGUUGAGGGACAGACUCGAAGAUCAUUCCCAAUGUGGCCACUGUUCCUAGCAGGCUGUGCAUGCUCAUCAGAUGAACAACGAAAGGUUGUGUUGGAUCACUUCAUGUUGAUGGAUAGUAAAUGGCCAAUUAGCAACAUCUCCGCUGUUUGGAACGCACUCAAGCUGAUCUGGCAUACAAGAGAUCUUCAAGUAUCGAGUACAAACCAAGACUGGAGGGAAAUCAUCCACAAAUUUGGAUGGAAGCUCUCGUUAUCAUGA